CUUCAGAAAAUAUUUAUUUCAAAUAUAAUAAUGUGUUUACUUUUUAGGCUUGUCAUAUGGUUUUAUGUGUCUACAACUGAAUAGAAAAUGAUCAAAGUUUGGGAUAAAAUUAUGUAUGUGAAAGAUUUAUCAUGUAACUCAAAGGAUUAUUAUUAUUACAUCCGCAUGUAGUGAUAAUGUCUUUAGACAAAAUAGAGAAUGCUAUGUUUUAAACAAACUUCUCUACGUUUCUCCAACACGCAUCACCCAGUGGAAAUGAAUUGGUACUUUCCUUAGUUUGACGUCACGUAUCUCCGGACACAUCCGUACACGGAGAGGCAACACUCUUGUCGUCACAUACCGGAAAAUAAUGGAAAAGACACCAAACAACCACUCCGGUGGAGUCUGUAAAAGUACGGAAGACUGCGCCAUUUGCUUGGACACAAUUCAGGACAAGAAAACGUUAAAGUGCUUUCACUCUUUUUGCUCUGUGUGUAUCGAUUCGGUUUUCAAGUUGAAGCCUGCAUGUCCGAUAUGCAACACCUACCACGGAGAGUACACGGGGACCCAGCCGGAGGGCACGAUGACGGUGAUGCGCAGCUGGCAGUGCCUGCCCGGCUUUAAGCAGUGCGGAUCUCUUGUCAUACAGUACAGUUUUCCAGCAGGGAUACAAGGGCCUGAACACCCAAACCCCGGGGUGAGGUACAGCAGCACCUCUCGUACUGCCUUCCUGCCAGCCAACGAGGAGGGGGAAAAAGUCCUGAAGCUGUUGAGGAAAGCCUUCGAGAGAAGACUCACCUUCACCAUCGGUCGAUCUGUCACCACAGGCCUCAACAACGUCAUCACCUGGAACGACAUUCAUCACAAGACCAACAUGGAAGGUGGUCCACAAUGCUUUGGAUAUCCAGAUCCAGACUAUUUGUUCAGGGUUAAAGAGGAGCUUCGUGUUAAAGGAGUAACACAGGAUGACUGAUGGGGGAAGACAAUCAGAAGACAUUCUUCAAAUGGAGACUUUGUAUUGUCACAAAGUCUUUGAUUUCAAGACGGACCUUUCGCAGUCCUCAAGCAGGGAUGGAGAUAACUGGCGCUUUAAAACGUUGUUAUUCUAUGAAGUUGAUACAUGGAGCUUUUAUCUUGAGACCUGAAGGUUAGUGGCUUUUCCCAAAGAGUUUUCAACUGUCAACUGACUAUGCAAAACAAAUACUUUAAACACACUCUGCACAGUAUGUGAUCCAACAAAACAAAUACUACAGUACAGUAAAGUGAAAGGGUUAUACCAAUCAUCAGAUUUCACUAAUGAAAAUGUAUUUUAUAAAACUGAAUCACAGGUAAAAGCAGACAUGAGACAGAACAGGUGGUCAAAUAACUUAUUAUGAAUGAAUAAUAUGAUAUGAGGGAAAUGGAUAGGUAAAUGAGACAUAAUAGUGGAGAGGGCCUAAUAACGGUGCAGUGUAUUAUGUUUAAAUGAUAAUGUGAUAUUCUAUAUUUCUCCUAUUGUCAACAAACCCCAUGAUAAGACCAAAACCAACAAUCAUUGAUCCCUCUAGCAAAUGUUGCCUGUAGCUAAAGUGUAUAUAAGAUGUAGCUUAUUCUUCUGUGCCAUGGACCACCAUUGUUUCCAAAACCUAAUAAAAACAUGUUCUUUCAUUACAGUGAAACAGUGGACACUGUAGUUUGUUUUAGGUCGAUCACACAUACACAGCCCUGCUGCUGAUAAUAUUCACUAACGAACAAAUGCACAACUUACUCCUGUGUGAGUAACAUUUGCUAAAAACUACAGUGCACAGCUGUUUUAGGAAAUAAUUGAGCUGUUUUUUGUGUCACAGAUUUACAUCUUCAAUAAGAAGGAAUGGACUCAGGGAUGAGUUUGACAGACAGGCCAGGGAAGUCAUAAAGUGUUGAUAGAUGAAUUUAAGUUAAGUUUAAGUUGGUCCUUUGAUGGAAUAUGUUGACAAUAAGAAAACAUUUAGAAUUCCACCAGUCUUAUCAUAUAGCACCUUUUAAUACUUCAAUUAUUAAAUUAUGUUGUGCCUUUUAUGUGACAUCAGUCAACGUACUAGUGUCACACGUCUGAUCUGAAGUCCGGUCUUUUAGUCCAAAAACAACGUUGGUAUUUUGCAGUCCUGCCUUUUGCCUGUUUGGUCCACUAGAGGGCGCUGCUCUCCUCUACAAGAGACGAUGUGACGGUGUCUGCUUGGCAUGCAGCUGUAUCAUCAUCUCAAACCCACAGUCCUGCGGCACCUCCCAAACCUCAUUGCCCAAAGUCAGUGAGAAAGCAGAGCAUCUGCUAUAGAUGAUGAGUCAUGUGUUUCUAUGGUGCUCGGGGCAGUUUUAGCAGCAGCGCACUUGCAGUGUAUGUACGACGGAGAGAAUGACUAUCACCUUGUGUUUGACCACAAUGAACUGAUCGCCUCUGGACUUCUGAUGGCAGUGCAAAUACGGUUAAAGAUGAGUUAUGGUAGUUACAUGCAGAGACAAACACAUUCAAUUCAAAAGAUCAACAAAGACAAAAUAAUUCAAGGCUCAUCUGUUGUUGAAUGAAGUGUCCUAGCCAUCACUAGCAAAAAUACACAUGAAAAUAUUGCAAACAGAGAAGCGCUGUAUAGUUUUAAAUCUCUUUUCAGGCAGCGAAGCAGGACACACGAGCUCUGCUUUUCACUUUUCGCUUGGCUCUCUGACCAGCAUUUAACCAUGUUGCAACUGAAUAUAAUUAAUAUCAUCCAGCUGAUCAUCUUAGUGGCAACACUACAGAGUUCUGGGAUGAAAUACCUUUAACCUAUAUUUCUAUCUCAGAAAGAGUGCACAUGUGACAUGGCUUACAGUUACUUGACUUGUCCUCUUUAGCGCUCUGCUGUUUAGCGGCUGGGGGCAUUUCUGUGGCCUCGGAUCUCAGGGCAUCUGCUGCUCUCACAAAGCAGACCAGAACCCAUCUGGUCAAACAUUCCCCUGCCCCCCCCCCCCCCCCCCCCCCCCCACCUCGCCUUUUCUCCCAACAUUCAUUCAGUCAAGCUCAUCCAUUUCUCAUUAUCAUCCCUUUUCCUCUCUUGUCUCUUUAUCAAUUAUUAACUGUUGUUAUUUUACAAUUAUUUUCCUUUCUGUUUUAAUGUGUAGAAGUACAUACCUGAUAUAUGAUUUAAAAAAAUAAUAUGUAUAUAUAUAUAUAUAUAUAUAUGAUAAUAUAUACAUAUAAUCACUAUGUUUUAGACCUUUUAACAGAAGAAUGACUUCCAGUGACAGACUGGGAAAUUGGCUUUCUGAAUAGUGGAGCAGAUUGUGACAUAAAAAGAAAAAUGGAGCACUGAACAUAUGGUACUGAAAACACUGAAGCUGAAGACGGUGUCCAUAAGAAGACAUCAUCCCAUCUGACUGUAUUUCUUCAGGCAUUAUUGUUCAAAUGCAAAUGAUAUGGCUUAAACUGAAAUAAAACGGCAUGGACUCAGUAUUUUGUCUGCACUUAUAAAGUAAGACUUUGGGUCCAGAAUGUUCAUUAAA
This is a messenger RNA of Cottoperca gobio, 3471 nucleotides long. RefSeq names its product probable E3 ubiquitin-protein ligase DTX3. Lineage: Eukaryota; Metazoa; Chordata; Actinopteri; Perciformes; Bovichtidae. Gene Ontology annotation, molecular function: metal ion binding. The transcript is spliced from 3 exons. Gene Ontology annotation, biological process: Notch signaling pathway; protein ubiquitination. Bases 350 to 952 code for a protein of 200 amino acids. The record is from RefSeq and is a predicted model, not a curated record.